GCUUUUAUAUGAUGUCAUAAGGCCGUUGACAUCAUGGGGCGCUCGUGAAAGGCAUCCUGACGAGGAAUCUUCGAAAAAAGAAAUCAAAGAGCAGAGGCCAACAUGGCACUGUUUUCAAGACUCUGGUUCGGCCUCACCCAGCUGUCGGCAGCGCAGCAUCGCUCAUUCAGUGUAUCGACAGCAGCGUCUGCCAUCUAUAAGAUGACCCGGGUGAGAGUGGUUGACAACAGUUCGCUGGGGAACACGCCGUAUCACCGCGUCCCUCGCGUCAUCCAUGUCUACAACAAGUCAGGCAUCGGCAAAGUGGGCAACAAGGUCCUGCUGGCCAUCAAAGGACAGAAGAAGAAAGCGCUCAUCGUUGGACACAGAAUGCCUGGGGACCGCAUGACCCCACGGUUCGACUCCAACAACGUGGUCCUGAUAGAGGACAACGGAAACCCGACGGGGACGAGGAUCAAAGUGCCUGUGCCUUCACACCUGCGCAAGUUGGAAGGAGAAUACUCCAAAGUGCUGGCUAUUGCACUCCGGUUCGUGUAG
Molecule: messenger RNA, 537 nt
Organism: Scleropages formosus (Asian bonytongue)
Lineage: Eukaryota; Metazoa; Chordata; Actinopteri; Osteoglossiformes; Osteoglossidae
Gene: mrpl14
Product: mitochondrial ribosomal protein L14
Exons: 3
Coding region: 103-537 (144 amino acids)
Biological process (GO): translation
Cellular component (GO): ribosome; mitochondrion
Molecular function (GO): structural constituent of ribosome
Source: RefSeq, a predicted model, not a curated record